CUUGACCUCACCUCAACCUCCAUCGAUCCCAUCCAUCCACGCCGGCACAUCAACCCCCUCGACCGACCGACGACUGCCCAAUUUCCCGCGUGCCUCCCGCGCGCAGCGACAACAGACGACCUCGCAUCACCACCAGUGAGGCACAGACAGGCCUGCGCAAACAACCACAAACCCGCCCGCCGUCGCCAUGUCCUCUCCGUUCUCGAUCAACGGCGGCGCCUGCGUUGCCAUGGUCGGCAAGGACUGCGUCGCCAUCGCCUGCGACCUCCGCCUCGGCCUGCAGGCCCUGACCGUGUCCAACAACUUCCCCAAGAUCUUCCAGUACGGCGACGUCUUCCUCGGCCUCACGGGCCUCGCCACCGACGUCAACACCGUCAGCGACCUCUUCCGCUACAAGGUCAACAUGUACCGCCUCCGCGAGGAGCGCUCCAUCGCCCCCCGCACCUUUGCCAACCUCGUCUCCUCGUCCCUCUACGAGCGCCGCUUCGGCCCCUACUUUGUCAGCCCCGUCGUCGCCGGCCUCGACCCCAAGACGGGCAAGCCCUUCAUCUGCGGCUUCGACAGCAUCGGCUGCAUCGACUUCGCAAAGGAUUUCAUCGUCUCCGGCACCGCCUCGGAGCAGCUCUUUGGCAUGUGCGAGGGCCUGUGGGAGCCUGACAUGGAGCCCGAGGCCCUGUUUGAGACCAUAUCGCAGGCGCUUCUCAAUGCCGUCGACCGCGAUGCUCUCUCCGGCUGGGGAGCGCACGUGUACAUCAUCGAGAAGGACAAGGUCACCAAGCGAUUACUGAAGGGCAGGCAAGACUAGAGGGAGCGGUGCAGAGCAGAAGGUGCUUCGUGGCGGUGUGGUGAUUGGCGGUGCGUGCUUCGCAUCACUGUACGACUAUCUAGAUGCUCGAUCCCAGCCCCGUCGGGGACGAGCAAAACCAAUCCAACAACACUAAAUAUGAACCAUUGUCACCAAACGUCGUUGUCGUCGUUGUCGUCACCGCCAAUACCGCGCCCCCGUCAAGACUCAAACCGUAG
This is a messenger RNA of Purpureocillium takamizusanense, 1023 nucleotides long. It is a transcript of the gene PUP3, whose product is annotated as Proteasome endopeptidase complex. NCBI's taxonomy places the organism in Eukaryota, Fungi, Ascomycota, Sordariomycetes, Hypocreales, Ophiocordycipitaceae. Gene Ontology annotation, cellular component: proteasome core complex, beta-subunit complex; proteasome core complex. Gene Ontology annotation, biological process: proteasome-mediated ubiquitin-dependent protein catabolic process. The coding region runs from base 188 to 805 and encodes 205 amino acids. The record is from RefSeq and is a predicted model, not a curated record. The transcript has 4 exons.